This is a messenger RNA of Humulus lupulus (European hop), 616 nucleotides long. RefSeq lists its product as uncharacterized. Gene Ontology annotation, biological process: translation. The transcript has 4 exons. Gene Ontology annotation, molecular function: structural constituent of ribosome. The record is from RefSeq and is a predicted model, not a curated record. Bases 1 to 405 code for a protein of 134 amino acids. Gene Ontology annotation, cellular component: ribosome; mitochondrion. Lineage: Eukaryota; Viridiplantae; Streptophyta; Magnoliopsida; Rosales; Cannabaceae.
AUGGUGAAUGGUCAGUUCAAGGCAGAGACUUUGUUCGAUUUGAUGAAGCAUCACUUCGAAACCGAAGAGGGUAAACAACUUUGCAAGAAAGUUAAUCUCGUUUACCAGAUCAAUCUCGCACCCAAGUUUAAGGUUGAAGCUCAUCUUCAUGUUUCAAAUGUUCAAGUUAUUUAUCUAGUCACAGGGAAGCCUUGUAAAGUUGGGAUUAAGUAUCUUGAAGAUGGAACCAAAGUAAGAGUAUCCAGAGGCCUGGGUGCAUCAGGAUCCAUUAUUCCUCAUCCUGAGAUAUUGAAGAUAAGGACUACGCCAAGGCCUAUAGUUGCUGGUCCAAAGGAUACUCCAAUGGAUGUUGUGAUGGAGAAGACUUAUGAUGCAAAAAUAGGGCGAGGCAUGCCUGAACUUUGAAAGACCUGUAUUCUUAUAUAGUUUUGUCAUGGAAUGGAACCAGGGUAAAGAUAUUGCAGAAAAGUGGCUAUCUCAAAUCUCAGUUGUCGCCAAGUGACAAAGAAAAUAUCCAAAUUUGUACUCUGCUUCCUUUAUACCUAUUAUUUAGUUGAUGUUCUAGACAAGUGAAUAAUCAAAUUGCUUAUUUGGUGUCUGACCUUUUUUAGUUCAA